UUCUUACCCCUCCGCUCUGCGUUGGAGCUGUGGUGUGGAGACCGGCGUGGACGGGUUUUCUUUCGGAAGGAGAGACGGAAGGAAGAAAGGCGGUUGGCCGGGGACAAGCUAUCAUGCUGGACUUUGUCAUUUUCGCCGUCACCUUCCUGUUGAUCCUGGUGGGAGCCGUGCUUUACCUCUACCCGUCUUCCCGACAAGCUUUGGGAAUCCCAGGGAUCACGCCAACUGAUGAAAAAGAUGGGAAUCUUCCCGACAUCAUAACUAGUGGCAGCUUGCAUGAGUUUCUGGUCAACCUCCAUGAGAAAUAUGGCCCAAUUGUCUCUUUCUGGUUUGGACAACGUCUUGUGAUCAGUCUGGGGUCCAUUGACCUCCUGAAACAGCACAUUAACCCUAACAGGACAACGGACCCCUUUGAAACGAUGUUAAAGUCCUUGUUGCAGUAUCAGUCAGGCCUGGGUGGAGACAUGGCUGAGAGCUGCGUGAGGAAAAAACUGUAUGAAAAUGGUGUCACCAAGCUGCUGCCGAGUAAUUUUCCUGUAAUCCAGAAGCUGUCAGAAGAAUUGUUAACAAAAUGGCUAACUUUCCCCGAGUCUCAACAUGUGCCCCUCAGUCAGCAUAUGUUAGGCUUUGCAAUGAAGGCUGUUACACAGACAGCUAUGGGCAGCAGGUUUGAAGAUGACCAGGAAGUCAUCCGAUUUCGUAGGAACCAUGAUGUGAUCUGGGCAGAAAUUGGAAAGGGUUUCUUAGAUGGUUCACUUGAUAAAAGCACGACCAGAAAAAAGCAGUAUGAAGAUGCCCUGAUGGAAAUGGAGCAGGUCUUGAAGAAAGUCAUAAAAGAACGACAAGGAAAGAACUUCAGCCGACACAUCUUCAUAGAUUCUUUACUGCAGGGGAAUCUGAGUGACAAGCAGAUUUUGGAGGACACUAUGAUAUUCUCUCUGGCAGGAUCCAUAAUCACUGCAAAAUUGUGUACGUGGGUGGUCUAUUUGUUAACUACCUCAAAAGAAGUUCAGCAAAAGCUUUACAAGGAGUUGGAUUAGGUUCUUGGAAAGAGCCCUGUUACACAUGUGAAAAUUGAACAACUUAGGUAUUGCCGGCAGGUUUUGAAUGAAACAGUGAGGACAGCAAAACUAACCCCAAUUGCUGCCCGACUUCAGGAGCUGGAAGGCAGAGUUGAUCAGCAUCUGAUUCCCAAGGAGACUCUUGUCUUAUAUGCACUUGGUGUGGUCUUGCAGGACAACUCAGUUUGGCCAUUGCCUUACAAAUUUGAUCCAGACAGAUUCAGUGAUGAAGCUGCUAUAAAAAACUUCUCUCUCCUGGGUUUUUCAGGAAGUCAGGAAUGCCCUGAACUGAGGUUUGCCUGUACAGUUGCUAUGGUUCUUCUGAGCGUGAUUGUGAGGAAACUCCACCUGCAGCCUGUAGAAGGCCAAGUCAUUGACACGAAGUAUGAGCUGGUUACCUCACCCAAGGAAGAAGCAUGGAUAACCAUAUCCAGGAGGAACAAAGGAGAGGAGUGAAAUUGUUGCGGGAAAAGAACACUUUUGCACAACUGACCACUUCCAAUGCUUCCUUUGAAACAUCAAUCAUCAUUGAGCAUUCUUGGCUCAAAGUAUUUCCCUCCUUUCCUAAAAAUUUCCUUGGACCCUAUAAACAAAUCUGUAGGAUUAAUGGGAAAACUGGACCUUGUGAGCAGAUUAAUUUGCCCCUCACUUCCCAUUGACCAGAGCAGCAAGAAAUCAUAUAUUUUGACCUAGAAGUCCUCAGCCAUAAAAACCAAGUGUAAGCAGUCACAUUGUGGAAAGGCACUGUGCAUUUGGAUAUAGGAGUUUUUAAAAAUAUAUUUUUAAAUGAAAUACAACUCAAGUAUGAGUUAUAGCAGAGAGAAACUUAAAGAUGAAACCUUGCUCUAAAUUAAGAUCCAAUAUGAGUAAUGGGUUCAUGCAAUUCAAUAAAAAUGGUGGAAGCACACUUCCAAUGAGAAACA
Pseudonaja textilis is the source of this 1984-nucleotide messenger RNA. NCBI's taxonomy places the organism in Eukaryota, Metazoa, Chordata, Lepidosauria, Squamata, Elapidae. The record is from RefSeq and is a predicted model, not a curated record.